Molecule: messenger RNA, 9701 nt
Organism: Taeniopygia guttata (zebra finch)
Lineage: Eukaryota; Metazoa; Chordata; Aves; Passeriformes; Estrildidae
Gene: RAB11FIP4
Product: RAB11 family interacting protein 4
Biological process (GO): endocytic recycling; regulation of cytokinesis
Cellular component (GO): cleavage furrow; endocytic vesicle; midbody
Molecular function (GO): calcium ion binding
Source: RefSeq, a predicted model, not a curated record
CGCCUCCCUCAGCGCCAUCCUCCAGCUCUGCCCUAUUGUUCUCCCGCCCGUCGCUCCCUCCCUCCCUCCGCCGGGGCUCGCGUCCUCCCUCCGCUCUCCUCCAUCCCUCCCUCCAUCCCUUUCUCCUCCUUCUCGCCGUCGCUCCCGCCCCGCUCCCCGGAGCUGAUGUCACGCACCCGCUGAAGGCGCGGGCGAUCAUGGCUGCUGCGGCCGCGGCCGUGCCGCCGGCCUCCAGCUAAUGCCCGCGAUGGAGCCGGCCAGCCUGCUGCGGUUCCUGCGGAAGCUCAAGGAGGUUUUCGAUGUGUGCGAUGAGGAUGCGGACGGCUUCAUCCGAGUGGAGCACUUCGUCGCCCUGGGGCUGCAGUUCGGCCAAGGGGAUGAGGUGGAAAAACUGGCGAAGUACUUGGACCCAAAUGAUUUGGGAAGAAUCAAUUUUAAGGACUUCUGUCACGGAGUUUUUGCUAUCAAAGGCUGUGAAGAGUUACUGAAAGAUGUCCUGUCUCCUGAAAACUCUGAGCCCCAGCUCUACCAGCCACAAUAUGUUGAUUACUAUUACCAGAGCGGUGAAAUCCAGGACUGUGCCUACCUGGACAGCGAAAGCACCUACAGCGAGUCGGAGCUGUUUCCCGAUGAGGACACGAUGACGCUGGCGCAGCAGGAGGUUCACCAUGAGUCUGACAUGGACAGCGCCAUCGAGAGCGCCCAGAGCUCCGAGGCCUCGGACGUCUGUCGGAGCGAGGACAAGGACGGGGUGCUUGGGGGCCUCCUCCUGCCCGGUGACAAGUCAAGUCCUCACAACCCUUCUGCAGCAUCUGACCUCUCCACUUAUUCCACCGCCUCCCUGAUCAGUAAUGAAGAACAGUUUGAAGACUAUGGGGAAGGAGAUGAUGUGGAUUUUACUCCCAGUAGCCCAUGUCCUGAUGAUGAGACCAGAACCAACGCCUACUCUGACCUUGGCUCAUCUGUGUCUUCCAGUGCUGGCCAAACCCCCCGAAAAAUGAGACAUGUUUAUAACAGCGAGUUACUGGAUGUUUACUGCUCACAGUGCUGCAAAAAGAUAAAUCUCCUCAACGAUUUGGAAGCCAGGCUGAAAAACUUGAAAGCAAACAGCCCUAACAGGAAAAUAUCAAGCACAGCUUUUGGAAGACAACUCUUCCACAACAGUAACUUCAGCAGCAGCAAUGGCAGCACAGAAGACUUGUUCAGAGACAGUAUAGACUCCUGUGAUAAUGAUAUCACUGAAAAGGUAACAUACCUAGAGAAGAAGGUGACAGAACUGGAGAAUGAUAGCCUGACAAAUGGUGACCUGAAGAGCAAACUGAAACAAGAGAACACACAGCUGGUUCACAGAGUUCAUGAGCUAGAGGAAUUAUUGAAGGACCAAGAAACAUCGGCAGAACAGACUCUGGAAGAAGAGAUAAAGAGACAUAGAGAAGCUUACAGCAAGUAUGAAAAAGAGAAAGGCACCGAAAUUGAACUACUAAAUACAAGGGUUCAGCAACUGGAAGAAGAAAAUGGUGAUCUGAAAAGCACUGUCACACGGCUGAAAUCCCAAACAGAGAGAUUGGAUGAGGAGAGGCAGCGCAUGUCAGACAGGCUGGAGGACACGAGUCUGCGACUGAAGGAUGAGAUGGAUUUGUACAAGAGGAUGAUGGACAAGCUGCGGCAGAACAGGCUGGAAUUCAACAAGGAGAGGGAAGCCACACAGGAGCUCAUCGAAGACCUGCGGAAGGAACUGGAGCACCUGCAGCUGUACAAGCUGGAAUGUGAACGUCCUGGACGUGGGAGAAGCUCUUCCUCCAGCCUGAGUGAAUUCAAUGCCAAAACCAGAGAGGUGGAAAUGGAGCAUGAAAUAAAACGGUUGAAGCAGGAGAAUCAGAAACUUCGUGACCAAAAUGAUGAUCUUAAUGGACAGAUUCUAAGCCUCAGUCUUUAUGAAGCUAAAAACCUCUUUGCAACGCAAACAAAAGCCCAGUCACUGGCUGCUGAAAUCGACUCUGCAUCGAGAGAUGAGCUCAUGGAAGCCCUCAAAGAACAGGAAGAGAUAAAUUACAGAUUGCGACAGUAUAUGGACAAGAUAAUUUUGGCAAUCCUGGACCACAAUCCAUCUAUCUUGGAAAUAAAGAAUUGAAGAGAAUAUGAGAAGGAAAAACAGCAACUGCCUGAUAUUUCUGCACAUGCCACUGGAUUUAAGCAGCACUCUGAUACUGUAAAUGAAUCUAUAAAUUAUAUAAUACACACUAGGUGUGAGUGUGGGUGCGCGGGUGUGUUUAUAUGAUGUUUGGUACACUGUUACUUGUCAUUGAAUUGGCUUGGUUAGACUUUUUCCAUGCACUUUCAAUACCUGUGAUGAGAUGGAUAUACUGUAUAUUAAUGUAACAAUAUAACUGGAUCAUGCUGUUUUAGAUACUGGACAAAAUGACUCUACCUCUAGUUGUAAAGGUAAAAAUAGACAAUGGAAACAUAUGGAUGUGGCUCCAUAUUUAGGAGCAAGAAUUUUUUCUUCGUUCUUCCAGGAAUUUGGGUACCACAAACUAAUUGACAUACCCAGGUUCAGUUCCUGACUGGUGCUGACUCUGUAAUUUCCUAUUUGAUUUAGUUUUAGUACUUAAGCCACACAUCAGAUUAAAAAAAAAAAAGAGAAUCCACGACAAAAAUCCCACAAAAUUUGGGAAAAGACACAAAGUACAUGGGAAGAAAAGGAAGAUACUGCAGAAUUUUUGCUAUUUAUGAAAAAUCACCAUCCAUUUGUUUGCCACUGUCUGCACAAAGUGUUUUUCAUGUAAGAUCACUUUGGAACCUGCUUUCGGAUGCUCUGAGCCUGCUCUCUAGUGUGUGUGCAUGUGUGUUUUUUAUGGCAGGGUCCCUGUAGCAUUGAGGCAAAGAGCUUUUCAAAUAUGUUCCCCUAUUUUCAGGGGUAUAUUGUGGGCCAUUAAGAUGAAUUCUGGGAUUCUACCCCUUCCCCUCACCCUGAUUUUAAAGAUUUCACUGAAGGAACACAUUCCACUUCUUACCAAAAAAAGAAACAUAACAACAACAACAAAAUAUUUGCAUGAAAUAUCUCACCUCAGGGGAGGAGGAGGAGGACCAGCCCUCUCCAUGACAUGCUGAGUUGCUUUCCCACCCCAGACAGCUGCACUCCUUUGAAAUGGCAUUUUCUGGGCAGGCUGUGCAGAGGAGUGGCUGGUUCCUGGCACAGCAGUGGAGGACAGUCUGCUACGGAGUGGCUUCUACCUAUAGGACAGGAAAAAGAAAAACAGCUUCAUCUUGCAGGAGUUGCCAGUCCAGACUGAGCACACACGUGCAUAUCUAAAGCUCUGCUAGGUAGCACAUCCCGAUUUAGAUGAGCAGUUGUGCAGGUGCUUAACUUUAAGUGUGUGCUGCAUCUACUCAUGGACGUCAGUGGGACAGAACAAAAAGCUUUAAAGUUGAGCGUAUGCUUAAAUGCUGCCUUAAAUAGGGAUGACUUCAACAUGUGCCUGUGUUUUCCAGAGCUGGAUCUAUACUGUGGGGCUAGGACGUUUUUAAUUAAUAAUGUAGCUUAUAUAAGGAGCUUAUGGAAUUGUUUGGGUAGUUGAAUGCUAAAAACAAAUUUUAUUCCAUGCACUUUUUUUUAAAGUAAGAGUUUCACACUUUUGAUUCACACCAACUGGCACAGAAAAAUCAGCUGGAGUAUCUGGCUUUCCCCAAUACAUAGAGAUGUUUCUUCUAUUGAAAACACUCCCCAUAAGAAUGUUACAGUAGCAAUGACUGUGCUUUUCUGUGUAUUUCUUGCUGUUGGCAGUGUCUUGCCCCUAGUAUUCUCUUGAUGUAUCUUGGUGUGUAUAUGUGAUGCAUUUUUCCUGAAUUUGAAUACAUAAAACUGUAUUCAGUUAGGGAUGUAAAUAUAUUUUUUUUUUCUGCAAUCUCUGUGCUCUUGCCUUCAGUGAUGUGUUACUGGAGUGAUGGGAAGUAGGGGACAUACUGAAAUCAGGCUUUCUUGCAGGCAAGAAAAUAAUAAUAGAUGGUUUCUAUGUAUCUGCAUAGGCAGGUGUAAAGUAAGUGGAAAGAGAGAGGAACCAGAGGAAUGACUGAGGGACACAACACCCAGUGCACAAAGAUCUGCAGUGCUCUGGGAGAAAUGGGACAGUCUGGUUCAAACAGUCCUGUCACAGGGCUGGGUUCCUGCGGCUCUGGGGUAAUCUGGAGGAAAGGAUUUAAAGACCGCUCUUCUGCCACCUGGGAACGGUGUCAGAUGUAACACAGCUUCUGUUUGUUUAGAAGUAGGUGGAAUGCCAUGGAAACCCCACACAUCCACCUUUCCCACCUGCUGCUUCUUCUGGAUGUGCCGCCCAGAAGGUGGGAGAGAAACAAUUCAGCCAGCUCGGUGCUUCCUGCCUGCAGGAUUCCUCACUUGCACUUUAGUGAUGGCAUUUCCCUCUGCCAGGUGCUGUCUGUGGGUAGUGCCAGAGACUUCACUCUUUGUAGCCAUAGAGAACUCUUCCACACUGUCAGGGGACUGUUGCAAACCUGCUGUGACCAGCAGGGCCGGGUGACCCAGCAGCCCUGCUUCUGGGGCUGACUGUGUUGCAUUGCUGUGCUGCUCUCAUGCAGUGGAUUUCAAGAAGAGUGAAGCUGUUGCAGCUUAGGCUGGUGACUGAAUGUUUUCCCCUAGUUAUUUUUAAGUAAACUGGACUUGGCUUCAAAAUUUCAAUGAUCUAAAGCCCAUUCCCAUUAGGGUGGAACAUCAGCAAAUGCUGAGGACUGUUUCACUGAAAGCAAAGCCCAUGGACUAGAACAGAAGACAUUACUAUACCGAUAGCCAAGUUUUUGUGCAGAUAAUUAUAUGUAGGAGGUGAACAGUCACUAGUAGUGACAAGUAGUCACUGAAUCUGGCUGAUAUCCCAAAAGGGAUAUUCUAGCAAAGGAUACCCAGCAGUGGAAAUUUCUUAAAACUUGCAGGACUUCUUGUUCAGCUCUGUACCCAGCUGUGUAGCGGUGUUGUAUUGUGUAAAGGAGGUAUCCUUCUGCUCCUGUGGGGCCCUUGGUGUGGUACUGCCAUCUGUUACUGUGGAAAUCAUAUCCAGAUACUUACUAUGUUUGAAAAAUAAUGUGAGUUGGAGGUGGGAGAGACAUUUCACUGGCAGAUAUAUUUUCCUCUAAGGUAUCCACCUCUAAAAAUACUAAUUAGCAAUUGCAUUCUUUGGCUGAGUAACUACAGAUAUUAGACCAACUCGUCUUGCAACUCAAGCCCUGGAGAACCCUUUUAUACCAGAGAAGAAGUCAUUGUGGUUUAUGACACGCAGGUAAUUUGGUAAUAAAGGAUCACUUGAUGGCUCACUGGGGCAGGGAGAAGAGUAAUCUGAUACCAUUGUUGCAGAGACUGCAUAUUUUGAUCAAGUGUCAGACAGACACUGGCAGAACAGACAGGAGAUGUUGCAAAUAGGGAGACACUAAUUUUGCUGUCUGUUCUCUGAUAAAUUUCUUACUUCUUUGCUGUGGACAUCCUGUGUUCCCAGGCUGGCCAGGAAAGUACAGCCUGCCUUGUUGAUGGAACAAGGGUCUCCCUUCUCUGGGUAAAUCACUUCAGACACAGAAAUGUGGUAUCAUCUCCUUCUAGCAAUACACAGAUGCAGUAAGUAAACAUUCCUGUGUCAAACCCAUGGUUCUGUUUAACCCUUGGGGGUGCAAACACAAUCCCAGGUACCAUAUUGUGAUCUGUUCCUUUGUUCAUUUGACCUUUGAUUCUGAAAAGCUAAAUUAUAUUCUAGUUAAACCUGUUGCAAACUACGGCCGGUAUUUGUGGACAGUAAAAAAAAGGGAAAAGACUGGCUUUUGACUAGAAGCUGUCCUUGGUCAGGCUAAUCCCACACAAAGUACUGCAGAAAAAUUACCUCUUUCAAAACUUGCACUUAAAAGAGUACCUGAAACUAGUAGUGUCUCAAGAUUUUUCUGGUAUUGGCUGCUUCCUUCCAGACUUCAGUCUUCAGCUGCUGCCUAGUUCUGAAUGAUGCUUUUUCAAAACUGCUUUGACAUCAAAAGAUUUUUCAUCUUUUUGAAUAGCUUCUAUUUAAGACAAGCUGUUAAAGAAUUUUUCUUGAAGUGCAACACUAAUGAACUAUUUUAAAGGAAUUUUAAAUAUGCAAAUAUGUAGGAAGUUUCAAAGAAACCCAGCAUCCAAUGAACUUUUGUUGCCAACUUUCCUUUCACGGUCUUUGGGAAAAAUUCAGAUAUUUCUUAGCCAGCUCUGUAGGGAGUUGAACACAGCAUUAUUAAUUCUCAAAGAUGUGUAUCAACAAAUAUUUUGCUGUCUGAGUGCAGCAAUGCUCCAUUUACUUUGGUAGAACUGCAUUGCUCUCCAGAGAGGAUCUCGACCAACAGUAUUUAGGCUCCCUAAUCUGGUUUGUAAAUGAGGGUUUGGAAGCUGAUAGAUAAACACACAUUGUGGGCUGCUACAUGAGGCAUUGCUUAGUGGUCUGUGCAUCAUAAUGCCUGUGACAUGUGAUGAGUCUAAGAACUAGAAUUUACAAAUAAAGAAUGCUUUUCUUACAUUCUUUAAUGCCAGUGAAUAUGCAGUGGUUUUCUCUUAAAACAAAUACUGUAUGGUGUGGUCUGAGGGAUUAUUUUCCAAGGAAGGGAGGAAGUAGCAGCUGAUCAAACACUUGCCAAAUCAGUGGCUUGGCUUAUACUGAUCUAAGUGAAAACUUGACUCAGACUUUAACUGGGCAGCUCCUGGUGUAAGCAGCAAUGCUUGUAUUCUUGUCAAGUCAUUUGUUACUCAAGAUACCUUGUCAAGAAAUCACGACUGGUUGGUUUUAAAGGACAUAGUUCCACAGUUCUGACAUUUUGUUCCUUUGCAUCUCAGUAUUUUUGAAUUCAAAGAUCCUAGGAGCAGUUUGCUGUUAAAUCAUGCAUGGGUUUGUAGUUAAUGAAACUCUGAUGUAGCUUUAGAGUUUCAUGAAGAUUGCAGUCAGUGCUGGGUCUGAAUCCUGUCAUUCUGCAUAAUGCACUGGGAGUCGCUCCGAUGUGCAAGAGAGUUGUUUCUUUCUGAGACUCUUCGUCAGUGCUCUGUUGACAUUUACACUCUUGGUCUUGUCCCCAGCCACUGUCAGGUGUCUGUGUGCCUUGGGGCAGCACUUCGAGCAGAUGGGAGGGACAAAUUCAAUAUUCUUGGCUUCAGUGUGAUUUCAGCUACCAAGGCAAGAAUUUUAGUCCUGUCUCUAUACCAGGCCAGUCCUGUCCUUGCCUUUUUUGUGGUUGUGAAAACUGGCUGUGUCCCAUGUACAUGACAAAAUGUUGCUGGUUCUCAUGGUAUAGAAGCAGGUGAGGUGAGUAAAGCUGGAGGUGAUCCAGGUGAGGGAUCCCUGGGAUGUGCCUCAGCUCUGUCCAGGUGUCCUACUGCAUGCUCUGCUGACACACUCUGGAGGCUCAGUGUGGCCAGCACAUCGCAGAGGUGCAGCAGCAGCCCGUGAGGAUCGCAGCCAAAACCUGCGGGCAGAGCCACGCUACCCCAGUCUGCCGCAGCGUGGAGCCAGCUGACAGGGCUCCUGCUGUCCUCUGCGCCCUGCUGGCUUCAGCUGGGGCUUUUGUUCCACUGCAAAAGUAGUACCUGCUCAAACAUACUGUCAGAGAGAUUAGUUUUUACUUAGACUUUAAACCUAAUGAAAACAUUAACAAACAUGGGCUUCUGCAGUGUAAUUUGGACACCUAGCCCUGGAGUGAGGUGCUGUGAGUGGAGCGGCUGGGACACCUGAGCUGUCAGCUUUGCUGUCACUGUUCGGGGCACAGUGAUACCCUGGAAACCCCUCAGAGCUGCUGUGCCCCAGUGAGAGGUGGCAGGUGACUGUCCUGGGGGACAUGUGUGCAGGGGUAAGGGGGCUGCAGACACUCCCAGCAUCCUCCCAGUGAUGAACUGACACUCCCCAGCAUCAGCUCUGAUUUAUUUACUACCUUAUCCAUAGCUACAUUAUUCUGGCUUUGGAGAAAGGACAUCAGAAGAAGAACCAAGAAUUUUGUAUCCUGUGAAUAUUUCAGUACACUACAGGGCAGUAAAUGUUGCACUGAUAUAUAUUUAAAUGCUGAGACAUUUUGAGAAUUACUGUAAAAUCAGUUGUGAGAGCCAUUUGUUUUUCUCUGUUGCACAGACUAGUCACUUUUUUUGCAUGGUUACAUAUUUUAGUACUUGUGCCUUUUACUUCUCUGUUGUGAGGAUACAUUUUAUUUUCACAUUUUAUCAUCUGGUUUUGGACACUUUUUAUAUACACUUCUUUAAUCAUCUGGUUUCUUGCAAUGUACAUGUGUAUAUAUAAAAUAGAUCAGAUUUGUAUUCAUGUGCCUCUGAGAUGUAAAAAAUAUUCAUUUUGUACAGGUUUUUUUAGAAGCACUAGGUCACGGUCUAAAUUACAUAGCAAAUGAAAUUUAACAUAAUUAGCAGUUCUUUGUCUUCUUUUAGGAAUGUUGUGUCAGAUGGUUGGUCUCUUGUAAGGCAAUGUCACACACACUGCGGAUUUAUUGUUUUAGUAUUGUUUUGAGACCAAUUCUAUCCACUUGUUGGCUUAAGUUAAUUCAAAAUAAUAAAACACUUAAUUAAAUGUUACAGUCCUGACUUGGUGAUUAUAGUUUUUAUUUCCAUUAAAGCAAAUUUGCUUCCUUUUAUACUUGAAAUGGGCACCAGACCAAAACCUCAUUUGAACACAUUGCCCAUUUCAGGUUAGCUUCUAUUCUGGGAUUAUUUUUGUGGGAUCAGGCAAGUGAUAUACUAUGACCAUUGAAAUGGAAAAAGAAAUAGCAUUACCAAUUCAUAGACUCUCCCAUGUUAGAGUGCCUAAAAUGCUUUAGUUACUCCUUGUCUUCCCUGCCUGGCUUUUGUGGCAGCGUUUUCUAAGGACAGACCCUGGAUCUGCAUUCCAUCUUGCAGAUGUGAGAGAUUGGGUGUCUUGCCCUUCACAUUUUGACAGAUGCUGAAUAAACCUCUUCCCUUGGGGUUAGUAGCACAGCACUCUGCCAUAACAUUUGUGAAGCUGUGUAGCAGUUACAGAUGUCCACAAAGCAUUUGUGGACAUCUGUAACUGGCAAUGAGGGCCCUGGUCCUAGAAGUGUCCUUCCCUCCCUCCAGCCUCUUCUCGAGCUGGUGGUUUAAUUUCUGGAGUGUUGACCCUGCUCAUCUGACGAGAUCCUCAAAUUGUUCCCUCUCUCACACCUUGUUGUAUAUCAAUACCCCACUCACCAGCCCUCGGACACAGUGAGUAAUAAACUGUGGUAAGUCUCAAGGAAAAAAAUCAUCAAUAUCCCUAAAUCUUUCAAAAAACGAAAUUUUUAUCUAUAAAAGAAUAUGGCCCACUCUCAUAGAGCAGAAAUUUUUGGACUGAAUUUGACACCCAUUUCACAGAAUAUAAAGCUGCCUUAGAAACAAGGAGGUGGUAUUUUUUAUGUCAAAGGCUGCUUGGUAUGAAAAUGAGCAAAGUUCACUUGUUCCAUUAUUACUGAAAAAAAGCAGCCAGCAAAAGUGGCAUAUGACUAUUUUUAAUCUCAUUCUGUAAUUUAUAACAUCAGUGAAGUGAUGUCAGUACUGUUGCAAUGUGCCAUUACACUAUUUUCUCUGUAUUUUCUUGAAAUACUUUUUGGGAACAAUAAAGCUGUCCUUGCUGAUGUGGGUCCUUCAGGUAACUGUAAUGUACAAUCAGAUAUGUAAAUAAAUUAUUUGCUUUCCCUGCAUGACUAAA